GGUGGCUUCUGUUCUGUACUGGCUUCGAUUUACCAUCAUUCCGGGGACCCGGUGCAUAUAUGCUAGAAGUAUAGUACCUCUUGUUCUACUACUUCAUAAGUGCUUAUCUCAUACCGGUACACCUGACACUGCCGGCGGCCUCUCCUGCAUACAAAGUGCAUACAACUAGUGCAUUGGGGAACCUAUUGUACAAGUAGACGCCCGCACUAGCCUUCUCGACCUAUCCUGUGGGCAUUUCCCCUCGCCUUCGUGCAAUUCUCCUGCUCCUGCGACUCCUCAGGGGUGACUUUCAGCUAAAACAAUCCACUUUACUCAUACACCUGCGACCGACGUAAACCGUUUUGGCACGCGCGAUUUGUACGUGUAUAGUCCCUCUAGACUCCCGUCCCGUUUGGGGGCGUGAUCGAUUGUACGAAUAAUUGCACUCUUUUUGUCGACUUUUCUGGUGCAUCGAUAUCGAGCCUUUUUUUCCUUUCUGUAUUGCCCACUCCUCCUUACGGAAGGGGUGGAGGAAAUCUUUUUCCCCCACUUGCUCUGCCCUCAAUCUAUGGCACGUUGACCCAAAUCCGUAUUAUCGGCGAAGAUCUUGUUCCCCUCCCUCCCCCCCUCCGAUCACCUAGCAUACAUCUCACGAAUAUAAUAUUCUCGCGUUACGUUUAUCGUUUUCCCUUUUCUGUUAUCGACUGUCACGACACGGAACCGGAAUUAUGGCGUCCUCGAUUCCAGCUACACCACCUUUACCUCCUCCACAAACCCCUCACCGGCACUCCCACCAUCCGAGUACAAAUCCUCGUCAGAAGCUCCAGAACCCUCGUCGUAAAUCCGCUCCCUCCCACCGAGGUCACCUCUCAUCUGCAUCCACAGCUGCAGCUUCCCCAGAAGUCAUAACCAAUCUUGUUGACUCACUCAGCAAGCUUUCGCCAGGACCUCUGCAUAACCCCUCACUUUACGGCUCCCUGCAUGCGCCGGAUAUGUUCCCUCCCCAGCCAUCCCCACGGGAGUUAGAUUACGAUUACACCGUCGGAGUUGGAGGCAUUGGUCGAGAGGUUGGCUUUCUUCAUCCCGACGAUGCUGCGCUUGCGCCUGUGGUGAGAACCGCGAAACCUCCUAGUGGGUUUUCGGUUCACACAAAUGGGUCUGGUGAGGGCGCGUCGAGGAGAAGUUCAUAUGCCUCCGGCAUAUCUGCUGGGAAAGGUGGUGUCGACAUACCGAAUUACGUUCGAAAUUAUAUGAACAGGGCUGCAGGAGCCGGUGACGGCAUGGCUGAUAGGAGGAACUCUAGGGAGAGCAGUGUGAGUGGAAAGAGCACGAGAAGGGAUGGUGGGGGGAGUCGGUUGAGUUAUAUGUCCUCGCGCGAAAGGAUGAGGAUGGAAAAGGGCCGAUCGCGCGACCGUGAUGUGUCGGUGGAGAGAGAUAGUGAGAGGGAAUUGAGGAUGAGCGCUGCUGGAGUGUUGAGUGCAACCAGUGGGGGUGAUUACAGAGGAAGGGGCAAGACCGAAGAAGCAGGGGGUAGACAUAUCCCCGAAAGAAGGAGCAGCUACGGUAAGGGAUCGCCGCAAAGGAUAUCCAGUUACCCUGCAGCGAUCGUUACCAAUGUUUCACCAAUGCAUCCGGGUUCUCCUUUGGGAUCGCCAAUGUUUCCAAACCACGAGGAGGUGGAUGAGGAGGACCACAACGGUGCCGCUCCAGCGCCUGAUCUUCCGAGAAAUCGAUCCGAAAGGGAUCGUAAGCGCAGUUCGAAGCAGUAUCCAAAACGUGCGGACAGCUUGAAUAGUGGGAUGGGGCGUUCGCCUAGCAAAGCCAAGCGGAGGUCGGAACCGCAGAGCAUCCUUGCGAAUCAGUUUGGACAACAGCAGGCCUCUCCCCCACGCCCGUCUUUUCAAAGCGCCCCACCCGAGACGACUCAUCACGAACGUCCCUCCUCCGCGGACUCUAUCGAUGACGCAGUUGAUUCGUACCUGUGCUCUCCACGUCUUUCGCAAAAGAUCCGUAUGCCUACUACUGGGCGUAUUAUCUCGUUCUCGGAAGUUGGCGACCCCAGCGGAUUCGCGGUUUUUGUCUGCGUAGGGAUGGGCCUGACGCGCUAUGUUACGGCCUUUUAUGAUGAGUUGGCGUUGACUCUUGGUCUCAGACUGAUAACGCCGGACCGACCUGGUGUCGGCGAGUCUGAGGGGAUUGACGAAAAUGAGCGAACAGUUCUUAAUUGGCCCGAUGAUGUGCUCUAUAUUUGCCAGUCACUCAAGAUUACAAAGUUUUCGAUAUUGGCUCAUUCAGCUGGCGCAAUUUACGCACUUGCUACAGCAUUGAGGAUGCCUGGGCAUAUAAGGGGGAAGAUUCACUUACUUGCCCCUUGGAUUCCGCCUUCUCAAAUUGAAGGUGUGGUCGGUACGGGCAAAGAGGGUGAGGAGAAGGUUGGAAGUAUCCCUACGACACAGCGAAUUCUACGAGCCCUCCCGACUCCUAUCCUCAAAGCCGCCAACUCUUCAUUCAUGUCGGCGACGUCUUCAUCACUUACUACGUCCCUUCCACGAACAGGAGGUCGUGAUAGGAGUCGAAAAAACAGACGAGCCGCUUCUGCCGCAGGUGGGGAUAUGCGGAAGGGUGACUCUCCUGGUAAAGAUAGGCCGAGCAAAGGUAAUACCGACAUGCCUUCCGGUCCACUCUCGCCAACUUUAGCGGUUGCAAGAAAUGGAACUGGUAAGGACGGCGCUAUUGUGACGACCGCUGAGAAGCCCUCUGCUGAGGACGAGGUGAUUGCGGCAGCUCUCGUGUCAGCAGCAGAAAGGGAACGGCAAAUGUCUUACGAUGAACGACUAACUCAUGCAAUUUGGACGCUCAGUACGCGGAAUGCUAACCCCGCUGUUGACCUGCUUGUCUGUCUUGAGAGAAACAGACCAGUUGGGUUCAGGUACGUCGACAUUACGCGGGCGGUGGUGAUCCACCAUGGAGCAAGGGAUACCAGGGUGCCGGUCGAGAACGUCAAGUGGCUCGGGAAGACUAUGCGAAGGUGUGAGGUUAGGAUUCUGGAUGGCGAGGGCCACGGCUUGAUGGCUAGCGCAGUGGUAAUGGGCGGAGUACUCGACGAGAUUGCAGCAGAAUGGCGAGAUUGGAGAAAGGUUGUCGAGGGAAGGGGAGAGAUACAUGUUGGAGGCCUGGAGAGAAGGUGGGCCGAUUGAGCCUCACAUUGAUGUGUUUUUCUUUUGGAAACUUAUUCUUUUUAUUUUUAUUUUUUAGCGAUUGAGUCACGUCCGCGAACGUCUUCGCUUCAUGCUUUAUUUUUUUAUUCCCUGCGGUCUUAUGGUUUUUUUUCCUUCGGAUUUCGACAUUUCAAAACUAGGAAUGGACGUUUUCGUUCUCCCAAUCUUGAAGACAAAACGAUACUUGAUUUUAUUUCUUUCCGUUUAUAUUACUUGGGUCAUGGGGAUAUCCAGCGGAGCAGCGGGUGGUUUUCAAUCUCUUGUCAUAUUCUUUUAUAUUACGAUUGUAGCUCCAUACUUUAUUAUAUUAUAGUUAUACGCCGUGA
This is a messenger RNA of Tuber melanosporum (Perigord truffle), 3523 nucleotides long. RefSeq lists its product as uncharacterized. The transcript has a single exon. The record is from RefSeq and is a predicted model, not a curated record. NCBI's taxonomy places the organism in Eukaryota, Fungi, Ascomycota, Pezizomycetes, Pezizales, Tuberaceae. The coding region runs from base 708 to 3176 and encodes 822 amino acids.